AUGCCUGAGUCAACAGUUCUAGAGACUGUGAAGCAAUUUGCAAGAACCAUCAUUUAUGUUUAUGAGUCUGAAUUUUUGCGGCCACCGACAGCAAGUGAGCUUGAAACCAUUUUACAAGUCAAUGAGGCUAGAGGUUUUCUUGGGAUGAUUGGCAGCAUUGACUAUAUGCAUUGGGAAUGGUCUAAUUGCCCGACUGCAUGGCAUGGUCAGUACAAGGGGCACAAAGGCAAACCGACCAUAAUCUUGGAGGCUGUUGCUACGCAGGACCUACGCAUAUGGCAUGCAUUUUUCGGAUUGCCUGGGUCCCAUAACGACAUCAAUGUGCUCCAUAGGUCUCCAGUGUUUGACGACCUCGCUGCUGGACAGAGACCACAAACUGAAUUCCAUAUUAAUGGAACCAAGUAUAGCAUGGGUUAUUAUCUUGCCGACGGAAUAUACCCUGAUUGGGCUACAUUGGUAAAAACAUAUAGCGAGCCAGUUAGUGAAAAGGAAAAAAAAUAUGCUCAGACACAGAAGUUAGCAAGGAAGGAUGUGGAACGAGCUUUUGGGGUGCUUCGGUCCAAAUUCAGGAUAAUUUAUAACCCUGCUAGGUUGUGGAGCCAAAGUGAUCUAAACGACAUCAUGCGUGCAUGUGUUAUUCUACACAACAUGGUGAUCGAAGAUGAAAGAAAUUUGUACAGUGAUCACCAGGAGUUUGAGAGGUCUUCAGACCCUCCGAUUUCUCAGAAUAGAGAUGUGCCAGAAAUUUCUCAGUUCAUUAAUUCGUACGCCAAGGAUUUCCACAGCUGUACUUGA
Panicum virgatum (switchgrass) is the source of this 795-nucleotide messenger RNA. RefSeq lists its product as uncharacterized. The record is from RefSeq and is a predicted model, not a curated record. The transcript has a single exon. The coding region runs from base 1 to 795 and encodes 264 amino acids. Lineage: Eukaryota; Viridiplantae; Streptophyta; Magnoliopsida; Poales; Poaceae.